AUGGUUUGGCUCCUACGUUCCAUUACCGAUUCUUCAGCUCCACUGCUUGUGCUGGCAAGGCCUCGGUACACCGUGGGACGAAAGGGCUGCGACAUCACCAUUCCAGAUGACAAGUCAGUGUCGCGCCACCAUGCCGAUCUCAUUCUCCGCUGGCCCUCCACUGACGACCACCACAACACCGCCGGAGGACAUGCACUGCGCAGCAGCCACCGCACCGCCACCACUGCCACCACCAACAACAACAGUGCCAACAGCAGUAUCGACAGAAACAGUGCUUCUUCCUCUCCACCUUUUCCAUCACUUCACGUGAAGGAUAUGUCAAAACUUGGAACCUUCCUCUUACCUGCUGCUGCUGCUGCUGCAACUUCCAAAGCAGCAGCUCCGCCGCUGCUGGUGAAGACAAACCCCGAAGCUGAGGCGGAGGUUCGGGAUGGAGACGUGAUCACAUUCGGAACCAACACGCCCAAGUAUAGGGCGUCGUUCCUUCCCUUGGCCGUGUGCCUGCCACCCUCAGCCUUUGCCGCUGGGGAGAGGGAGCAGUGGAUACAGAAGAGCACUGACUGCGGCCUACCAUCCUCACCAACGUGGCAGCCCUGGACCACGCACCUCGUUGUGCCACAUGGCGCAACGGUGGACCGCCAUGUCAUCGCUGCUGCAGCAGCAACCACUGCUACCCCCACCACUGCUGCAGAUUCGAAUUCUGCUGCUGCUGCUGCUGCUGCCGCUGCUGGGCCUGUCUUUGUGACUGCCACAGAGGGUGAUGGUACACUGCCAGCAGGUGGUGACGCGCAGGAGCAUGCAGUAGUCUCUACAGCAUGGCUUGAUGCAGUAUCUUCCCUCAAGCCUCUCAGCGCACCCCUCCCUACGCCUAGCGCCUAUGCUCCCCCUCUCUCCAGACCCGCUUCCUCCUCCUCCCCCUCCGCCCUCUCUCCCCCGUCGUCCAUACCACCUGCGCCCACUACCGCCCCUGCAAAAGCAACGAGAAAAGGUGCAACUAGGGCAGCAAAAGCGGCAGCAACAAAAACGGCAAAAGCAGCAGCAGCGGCAGCAGCAGCAGCAGCAGCAGAGGCAGAAGCGGCAGCAGCAGCUGCCGCCGCAGCAGCAAGAGCAGCAGCAGUAGCAACCGUGUCCACACUCCCACCCCCACCUGCUGCUCUCUCCCUAAGAGUGGCCGUGCUGCACAAGGUGAUAGCUGCUGCUCUCAAGGGGUCGAUUGGCAGCUGGGAGGGCAUGACUGCUGCUCCUGAAUGGCCCCGGGAGGUUGGGAAGUCAGCAGGGAAGGCAGCGGUCGAAUCAGCCAUUGAUUUGGACGAGGCGGAUACUGUGGUUUUGUCAGAUGGCUCGCACACGGACAGUGGCAAUGACAGUGACAGCACCACAGAGGAUGGCGGCGCUGCUGGCAAUGCUGCUGCUACUGCUGGCGGUGGAGGUGGUGGAACAGACGACGAGUCUGCGGCUGCGGACAGCGAUGCCGGAACAGACGACGAGUCUUCCCCUACCUUCCGCACAGCACCUAGUGCUGCAGAAGAGGCUGAGACAGAUGCAGUAGCAGCAGAAGGAGGAGUAGGGGCGCCGGCGGGAGUACAGGAAGUGUCCUCACACGUUGUGGGGCUUGUCGUGGUCCGUUCUCCUCCACAUUCCCCUACUGGCACCCCAAUGGGACAGCAACAGCAGCAGCAGCAGAUGCACAGCAUGGCCUUCACUCCGCUGCCUCCUGCUGCUGCCGGUGGCACCCAGGGAACUCAGUUCCCUUGCUCUACUGCUUCUGCCCUGCCCAACUUCAAGCGAUUCAAAAAGGUGUGGGGGGCACCGCCAGGCAACACCCCUGGGAUCCUCGUGCAGUACUCUCCCAAGCCAUACCGUGGCCCUUCGGACAACAUGGAGAGCUACAUUCAGAAGCAAAAGAGGAAGCGCCAGCAGGAAGCUGCAGCUGACGAGAUGUUCAACAAUGAUAAGGGGAAGAAACGAAAGCUUACAGCAAAUCAAGUAGCCACGGAAGGCGCCAUGGCGUUCAUUAUGGAGUUCGUGGAGCACUUUAUCCGCGCGGGGAUGGAGGAUCCGCGCGAUCGGGACGAACGUGCCGCCGCUCGAAUCCGGCAAACCAAGGCCAAGUGCGAGGAGCUGAAGAGCAUGUGGGCACACCCAGUGAAGGCGUAUGGGUACUGGGGCAGCGACAAGUUCAACCACAAAUACCUUAUGGACCUCAAACACAGCAACCUCUCCGGGCGGCAGGACCCCUAUGACACAUACUCUCGUUCCAUCGACUACCUUGACGUCAUCACCCAGAACACCAGGCCUGUUCCUGGGAACAGCGAACCAGUUCUGCGCGAAACGUGUGUAUUUCAACCCCGCAGCGAAAAAAUCAUAAUUCCGAUGGCGGAAUCAGAGUCGCAAGGUCCCGCCCAAUUGCGGUCGAAGCAGCCCCGCGACGACAUCUGGAUGCGCGUGGAGUUCCCAGGGGAAGACCUAUCCGACGCGAUUCGCAUCCGAGGCGCCUCGCUCGGCGAAAACGCGACGAUCCUAGACCUAAAAGAGCGACUCGCUGAGAGCAUUGCAUCGUCCGGCUCGGAAAGCGUUCCCGUUCAUCGCGUCUUCGUGACGCUCCCGGCUGCGCCGGGCGCGGCGGGAAAUGCGGAGGAGGCGCGCCAGCUGUCGGCGUCGGAUUCGCUGGACGAGCUUCCCGAGGGCGCGGGAGGACCCAAGUGGCCGUUGAUCGCGAGGGUGCGAGGCCCAGCAACAGCCGCACCAGCAAAGCCUGUGCCAAAGAAGCCGCAGACUCUAUUCGAAAAGGGCUUGGCAGGAAAAGACGAGCCACCACAGAUUCGAAACGCCAUGGACCUGCGUGAGCUCUAUCCGGGAGGGGUGCUUCCAAGAUCAGGCGUGAAGGAUGAGAACUUUUUCAUCAAGCUGAUCAAGCUGGCACUGACCUUUGCCCUGCUGGUGGGCAUAGCUGCAGCGGCCAUGUACCUUCUUGGGGAGGUGCUUCCUAAGUACUACAGUAAUGUGAACACUCCACCGCCUUGGGCUCCUGAUAUGUCAGGAGUGCAUACAGAGUUGUGA
Molecule: messenger RNA, 3060 nt
Organism: Closterium sp. Yama58-4
Lineage: Eukaryota; Viridiplantae; Streptophyta; Zygnematophyceae; Desmidiales; Closteriaceae
Source: the annotation of a GenBank genome assembly